AGAUCAGGAAAACUUACAAAGAGCCGCAAACUCGAAAACUUCCAAGCACUAGUGACCAACAACUUUUGACUAGUGUUUUUAUAAAUCGCAAUAAAUAUAUCGCUAUUUUAUCCCUCCCACGACUCAACUGCUAACUUUGCUAGCAUUUGAUCUCUUCUGUGCUCUGACCUCGAAUCACAUUUUUAUCUCGUUCAACUAAGCAGUAUUCAACUGAGUUCUUUGUUAUUGUUUUGACCUCAAAUCGCAUCUUUAUCCCGCUCAACUAAUUUUCCGCGCCUAUAAUCAAUCUCCAAACGGUAACGGUAAUAUUUGCAGCACCUCGACCUCCCAAGAAAAUAAAGAUUUAUCGAAAUAUAGGUCACCGGCUCGUCGACUCUCAGACUGAAGCUUCUUCUUUUCUUGAUCGACUUGCUCGAAGAUCAUACUUUAUUGAAAUUGACUACAGCGAAGACAAGCUAUUUGCAAAAAACGCAUUUAUGAUGAUGACCGUCUUCAAGCGUUUUUUUGCGGCACAGUGCGUUCUGUCUGCUAGCCUGCUUUCCUGCGUGAACGCAAUCCCCGUGUGUGAGCCAGCUCCUGGCUGCCAAGAGUUGAAAAAAGAGCUUUGCGGCCUGAUCAGCGACAAAGCGAUCAGUGCUGCGGCAAGCACGAUUCCGUACCAUCCCGAAGUGCUCAGCCGGGCUCGGAAGCUUUCCUUCCGUGUACUAAAGAUCUUCGAAGGUUACGACGUGGAGAAAUUGGAGGAAGUGAAACAUCCGGCGGAUGCCAACCGUGCGCUGAUGCGCAAGCUGAUCCAGGAGUCUGUGGACAAAGUAGAUGCCAACGGAAAAGGGACAAGUGCCUACUCGCUGUACAAAGACAAAUGUAAGAAUGAUGCGUACAUGCGUCCUGAGGUCCCCUUGCGGGUGGAACGUUUCGAAAAGUUCGAAGAAGCGGCAAACCUGCACGAGUGGAAAGCUAACGUACCGAGCUUUCUCGGGUUCGGUUCACGCCGUGCGCAUCAAAUAAGUCUGGGUAAGUGGGCUGCCUUGAUGAAACUGCGGCGCUUUCGCGAUGAGCAGAUCAAGUGUGACACCUCCGAGCGGUACGACGAGCAGGCGUUGAAAAAUACAAUUGGAUGGUUUGCUGCGGAUAGGCGCAAGUUUCUGGAAAAACAGCAACAUUCUGAAAAGGAACAGAACGAGAAAGAGUUUGAAUUUUUUGGCGAGAGCAGCUCGACUCCAACCGGGCCUCUGCUACUUUGGGAAAAAUCUAAGUAA
This is a messenger RNA of Amoebophrya sp. A25, 1259 nucleotides long. The record is from the annotation of a GenBank genome assembly. Lineage: Eukaryota; Dinophyceae; Syndiniales; Amoebophryaceae.